UUUCAUGCGCACGCCCAGCCACUGAAUAAUGAUAAUAACGAUCAAGAUGGCUACUACAGAAUCCUCCUUGCGGUAGCUAACCUCCAAAUUCAUGGAAGCGCUCAAAACUGUUAUUUCUCACUGUUUAAGUCCCUCGUAGGCGACGCGGGCUCUGCCAGGGACGAUACUAUAUGGAUUAAUACGGGCUGCGAGGACAUAAAAGUGCUCGUGUUGCCCGCCGCACACAUUCCGAGGAAGCUAGCUAGCAGAGCAACUAGCGAGCUCGAGCGCUGCUUGUCGACCAUCUCCAGGUUUUUAGCUUCCCAGCCAGCGGCGGCUCAGAGGAGGGGCGCGUGCCCGGUCGCCCGGACCGACAGCGUCAAAUGGCAGAGCCGAGGAAGGUGCCGUUCGUCACCAUCUCCACCUUCAACGCGUCCCCGCCGACCCCGGAGUCCAGCAAGAAGCGUCGCCGCGAAGACGAGGCCAUCGACAUCACUUUUGGGAAAGAUGGAGAUGGAGGUGGCGCUGCCGCCGCGGCGGCGGUCGGGUCAGGCGGCAGUGGCGGCGGUGGGAGUCCAUUCGGCAACGUGAACGCGGCGGGAGGCGACGCCGAGGCCGUGGAGGCGAAACCCACCGUGCGCCUCCACCUCCCGCUGGCCGAGCCCAGUGACCGUGGGUCCUCCGAGUUCAACUACGGCGAGCUGGUCAACACAACUCUCACUCAGGUAAAGCUUGCAGGUUCAACAGCCCCCAAAGGACUCGCUCCUCCCCUGGACCCCAGAGACCCCUUUGCUGACGAGGACCGGGAAAGACGGGAGGUAGAAGCGAUGGCCAAGAAGUUUGAGAACAAAUACCCUGGUGUCCCAAAGAAGAAGAAAAAGGACAGGAUGCAGGACCUCAUCGACAUCGGCUACGGCUACGAUGAGACGGACCCUUUCAUCGACAAUUCAGAGGCUUACGACGAGCUGGUUCCGGCCUCCCUCACCACAAAACACGGAGGCUUCUACAUCAACACGGGCACUCUUCAGUUCAGAGCGGCGUCCGAAUCCGAGGGAGAAAACGCUGGCGCGGAGGACAAUCGCUUCAAGAAGACGAAAGAUGGCGAGGAGCUGGUGAUAAAGAAACGCCGGAAAAAGCAAGAUGGUGGAAUUCUGGAGGACAAGAAACCCAGGAAGAAUAAAGUACCAAAGCCCGGAGUGUCGGCCCUGAACAUUCAUCGGCCCGAGAAGAAAAAGAGGAAGAAGCUGAUGAAGGAUUCUAUCCACCUGGCCAACAUGCUGCGUCGCUUCACCAGGGAGAAGGAGGAGAUGCGAAAGAGGAACAUUCCUGCUGUCGGUUUGCAGCGUCCCGCUGCCGCUGCUACUGCCGCCACCGCCGCUGCCAAAGUGCCCAAUGCCGCCAGCGCCCUCCUCAGCGCCCAGUCCAAGGCUGCCGGCGGCAACGAGUGCAACAUGACUGACCUGGCCGCCGACUCGUCCGUAAUGUCGUUGCUGGGCUCGGCCAACAACGACAUCCUGCAGGACAUGAUGGGCGACCUGGACUUUGAGAUGCUAGACUCCCCGCAGCCCUCGAGUCCCCAGCAGGGAGAGAACGGCUCCUUAGGGAUGGGCCACAAAGUCGGUGGCAGCAGGGUGCCCCAGGGCAACGUAAUGGCCCCUCCCCCUCUGCCCGGCGGACUCCCGGCCCCGCUCGCCAAGCGCAUUGAAGACCUGAGAGCGGCGUCCCGACUGUUUGACGCAGAGGGCAGGAAGAAAUUCUUCACACUGGACAUGAACAACAUCCUGCUGGACAUUGAGUUGCAGGUUCAGGAGCAGCCGACGGAGGUGCGUGCGGUCGUCUACUCCCACCUGGAGGCCUUCGUGCCCUGCAAUAAAGAAGCUCUGCUCAAACGCCUUAAGAAACUCAGCCUCAACAUACAGGACGACCGCCUCCGAACGCCCCUGCUGAAGCUGAAACUGGCGGUGUGCAGCGUGAUGCCGGAGCAGAUCGCCCGCUACAACAUGGACUGCAUCGCCAAGGUGGCAAAGCAGCAGUCGGGGGAGGCAGAGAAGAACGGGUCCGAGGAUGACGACGAGGAGAAGCCAGGGAAGAGGGUGAUGGGCCCUCGGAAGAAGUUUGUGUGGGACGACAAACUGAGGUUACUGCUGUGCAACCUGGUGCGGGUGAAGCUGGGCUGCUACGAGCUGGAAGGCAAGAACUCGCUGUCUCGUGAGGACUACCUCAAAGCCUUCAUGGAGACUGAAGUCAAGCUUCUCUGGCCUAAAGGCUGGAUGCAGGCCAGGAUGCUGUUCAAAGAGAGCAUCAUGGCUCAUGGUCACCUCACAGGCUACACAGCAAAGAAAAGGAUGGUCACUACUCCCAAGGCCAAGCCAAAGGAGGCCAUGUGGGUUCAGCGGUCCGUGCCCUCAGCGGGCACCACCCCCUCCCCCGCAGCCCAGGUUGCCAAGCGACCCCCUCAGUCACCCUCCGAGCCCAUAUGUCUGGAUUCCCUUGAUGAGGAUCUGACGGCCCCCUCCCUGGACUCCAUCUCCCAGGCCCUGGCCAUCCUCGGCAACGCAGCCAAGGGCCUGGCCCACGGGGACAACCCCCCGUCCCCCGAUGGACACAAGGCUGCCGCCAAGCCCUCCUCGCUCCAUGUCUCGCCGCUCAUACAGCAGCAGCAGAAGAAGAACCCCGUCAGCUCGCCCAGCUCUAACGCACCACACUACAUCUCUACCUCUUCGUCCAUUUCCACCUCUCUGUCUCGGCCUCUCUCCAUCACCUCCACCUCUCUGUCUCGGCCUCUCUCCGUCACCUCCACCUCUCUGUCUCGGCCUCUCUCCGUCACCUCCACCUCUCUGUCUCGGCCUCUCUCCGUCACCUCCACCUCUCUGUCUCGGUCUCUCUCUGUCACCUCCACCCCUCUAUCUCGGCCUCUCUCCGUCACCUCCACCUCUCUGUCUCGGCCUCUCUCCGUCACCUCCACCUCUCUGUCUCGGCCUCUCUCCGUCACCUGCGCGCCACUGCCCUCGGUGCGGGCGGAUGGUAUGGGGGUCGUCAAGGGCACAGCGCAGGCGCACAGACAAUCAGUGUUGAACACUCAGAGGACGUUGGUUGUGGGCGUGGCCAAAGCCAACAUGUUGGCCUCAGCGUUGCCUCCCAAACCGCGUCCGCCACCCACUGCGUCCCCGCUCGUGGCCCCAGGGUUGAAGGCGGGGGCCCCCAUGUCUGGCCUCCUCAAAGGCAGCAAUAAUAAAGCCAACAGCGGCGACACGCUCAUCAUCACGUCGCCUCCGCUUCGGCCACACACCCUUAUAACCUCCUCACACAUGCUCACCAAAACCUUCCAGACGCCUCGCCUGCCCCACACCCCGCUGAGUAAGUCCUCCCCCUCCCUCACCCAGACUCUUCCGGGGGUUCAGCCCCGGCCACAGUCCAACUUCAUCACCCCCAUGCACGCCACCCUCACCAAGUCGGCCCACAGCAGCAUCCCGCCGAUCGUCAAACUCACGCCGCGCACCUUCAGCCAUGACGUGCACACCACCCCCUCAGCCUCGCCCUCCAUCUCCAUUAGCCCACGGUCUCAGGCAAACCCCCCGAUACACCAGUACUCUCCCAAAAGCGCAGUCGGGUUCCGCUCCGCGUUCUCAGGGGCUCAAGGAGGAGCAACCAAGCAGGGGCAAGGCAGCUACACUCCUCCAGGCAGCCAGAAGACGCCCAACAACAGCACCACCAACGCCAGCCUUAUUAACGCCAUAUCCAUUAGCAAGCAUUCAGGAUCCAGUGCCUCCCCCACAAUAGCCUCUGCCAUCCAGGGCCAGCGCCAGAGGCCGGGGGGCGGGACACCUCAGGGGGCCAAGCCGGUUGCGUCUGUCCCAGCGUCAGCCGUCUCUUCUCAGUUGACACAGGUCUCCACAGCGGGCAUCGGCGGCCUGCUCGGCUCGGCCUCCUCGCUGGGCUUUGGGAUGCUCGGGGGCCUGGUGCCCGUAUCCCUUCCCUUCCAGUUCCCCCAGAUGCUAAACCUGCCCCCGCUGGGCACAGUGGGCUCCAGCGCGGUGGCCGGCGGCUCGUCGGCCAGUAGCAAUGCAUCGUUCUCCACCCUGACACAGAAUGUCAGUCAAAGCCAGACAGGAGACGCUAAGAGGAAGACUCUAUGAUACAGCUGGAUUUCAAAGACGCUGUCUGAUGAAAUGACCAUGUGACGUGUUGGGACGGAGUGUGACUUUUGGUGACAGAUGGGACGGGUCUGAAAUGAGGACUUUGUUACACUUUAAAGAUACUUGAUCUGAAAGAGAUCGGCUCAACUUUUCACGAACACCGCAGUUUAAAUAACUUUUUUUUUUUUUUUAAACGAUUUGAUAACUUUGAAAUACUAUUCAUAGAAUUGUUCAAUGAAAUGACAAAUACAGGUUGUCAAUGUUUACAAGAUAGACCUAUAUCACUGUGGACAGGGAGAAGGAACGACUGGGAUUUUUAGGUGUGUGUGUGUGUGUGUGUGGGUUUGAAUGCUUUUGGUAGGUGGGAUUGAGAGCGUGCCUUUUGUAUGUCUCCCUCGCUGAUGCAUGGUCAAUGUGUCUAUUUGGUGCUGUUUUUUAAUCAUGUAAUUAUCACUGAUACCUGUAAGAAAUAUAAACUGCAAAUAGAAUGAGCUUCUUCUUUUCUUCUCUCUCAAGAGCUGUACACUUUUUCAUUGUACUUAGAUUCUUGAAUAAAUUGUCUGUAUAGAACCCAAACCUUUUAAUUAAAAUCUUUCCCUUCAAAAUGGA
Molecule: messenger RNA, 4724 nt
Organism: Cyclopterus lumpus (lumpfish)
Lineage: Eukaryota; Metazoa; Chordata; Actinopteri; Perciformes; Cyclopteridae
Product: ubinuclein-2-like
Exons: 16
Coding region: 363-4115 (1250 amino acids)
Cellular component (GO): nucleus
Source: RefSeq, a predicted model, not a curated record